GAAUGAAGUCUGCGCCCCUUCAAAGAGGCCAUGUUUUGGGCGUGCGCUGCUGCUGCUGCUGCUGCGACGUGUGCGCUCGCGUCUCGUGCAAACUGACUGCCGCUCUUACGAUAGCGCGAUUUAGCGUAGCUGCUAUCUGAUAACGAGUUUAGCAUGAUCGUUCUUCCGCCCGAAGAAGCGUUCCAUUGGGCAAAGUGCGAAGGCCUUAACUUUUAAAACUCCGCGGCGCAAACGGAAGAGGAACGUUAAUCGCGGCCUUGCGGAAGCAGCGUGUGUUAGUUUGGACGCCUCUCUUCGAGCUGCGCGGCAUCGUAUGUCCACGCCUUCUUCGGAGCAAGCUGCCGUCAUCUUCGCGCGUGAUUAACGGCAACUGGUGGCACAGAGAGAGAGAGCAUUGGUGUCAGCGGACCUGGUUGGCGGCUAACGACCCGCCGCUGGACCUCUUUUUCUGGGAGCAGCCGUUUUUUCCCGACGUCAGUCAGCGACGGCGGUGGGCGUCUUCGUUGUGGCUGCCUAGGCUGCCAUGGGCGAGCGUCGCGGCCUGAAGGCGCUCGAGCUAUGGUGCCGGCGGGUGACCGAGGGCUACCGCGACGUCAACGUGGUGGACAUGAGCUCGUCGUGGCGCGACGGGCUGGCCUUCUGCGCGCUCAUCCACCACUUCCGGCCCGACCUGAUCGAGUUCGACGCGCUGCGCAAGGGCGACGUUCUGGCCAACAACCGGCUCGCCUUUAGCGUCGCCGAGUCCCAGCUGGGCAUCCCGGCGUUGCUGGACGCCGAGGACAUGCUGGCCCACCGCGAACCGGACCGGCUGAGCGUGGCCACCUACGUGUCCCAGUUCUACCAGUACUUCGAAGGCAGCAUCGGUUCCCGCCGGAGAGCGGCGACGGCGGCGUCAGCGCUCAAGAGGCCCGCGUCCUCAUCGUCGUCUCCACCUCCGCCGCUGAGCAUCGGGCCCCCGACCAAGGUCACCACCGGCGACUCGUGCCAUACGUGCCGCAACCGGGUGUUCCUGCUGGAGCGACUCAUGGUGGACGGCCGGCUGUACCACAGGUCGUGCUUCCGCUGCAGUCGCUGCGACGCCGUGCUCAGCCCGGGCGCCUACAACGAGUGCGACAACGCGCCCGGCACGUACGAGUGCACUGUCUGUCCAAAGGAUGAAGGGCCCGAAUUCACGCUUGCACAGAGCGACGAGACGGCACCACCAAAGUCCCCUUCGAAAGGGUCGCCGGCAACGGUGGCGACCAAGCCGGAGAUACCGGAAAAGAAGCUCGAGCUGACCGAGAGUGUUCGCGUGGCUCGCAAGCUCUUCCAGAACGCCAUGGUCGCCGCCGACGCGUCGCCGGACUCGAAGACGGCGGCAGCCAAUUCGUUGGACAGAAAUGGCGAGGGCUCCGAGAGCCCCGUGGCCAAGUGGAAGUCGAUGCAGAAGCCGGAGCUGCCGGAGUUUCUCAGGCGUCGCGACGAGCCACCGAAAACGUCGACGGUGCGCGAGAACAUCAAGCGGUUCUCGCAGGCCGACGAGAACAAGCCCGCCGCUUGGGUCAGUCCGAGGAGCGGUCCGAGGAGCGUUCCGGCCGAGGAGCGGUCCAGUCCGGACAGACGCCUCACGGAUUCCACGCCUCCCGAUAGUUUGUCGACGCGCCUGUCUCGAGGCCAGAGUGCUUCGCCGCGCAAAACUACCACGUUGGACUUGCCAGUCAUCAAGUACGACGUCCCCGUGGCAGUCGACGUGAUUCCGAGACCAGCCCCGCGAACUAGAACGUUAAAAUUGGAGCAUGGUGUGGUAAGCUUGCCGUCAGCUUCCGUGAGUUCGAGUUGUGGAUCGGACGAUCAACCCGACGCACCGUCGGAAACUCCACCACCUCUCCCAUCUCAACCACCGCCAUCUCUGACUUGCGACGAUGAGUCCCCGGAAGAAACGUUGCACGAAUCAAAAUUACCUCAAGACGCUCCGAGUUUAGAAACGAAGCGCGCGCCCUGCGACGAAGGUCUCGCUCCAAGCGGCGAAGAGAGUCUCGGUCACAAGUCCGAGGAAAACAGCGUGCCCGAGCCAACAGAGACACCCAGCGGAAACGACAAACUACUAGACGUGGCGGUAAACGAGAGCGCAGUAGCACCGCAGCUGCCUACCGUGGAGCUCCCGGAAUCGGCGUAUCCCACAGACCUCAACCCGUUCGGUGAGGACGACGAGGAGGUGGAGGAAGAGGAGGAGUACCCGGAGUCCCUAAACCCGUUCGGGGACGAAGACGACGACAGUGCGCCGAAGGCGAGCCUGAGCCCGUACGACGAUUCCUUGAACCCGUUCUCCGAAGGGGACGACGCGUCCCUCUCGAGCACGGCGUCACCUCGGAGGCCCUCCCCGAGAGCGAGGAAGAAGCAGGCUGCCCCGCCUCCUCCAAUCAUGAAGAGUGACGUGGUCAACGCCAAGGACAACGCUAAGGAUGGCGCUAAGGACAAGCAAGAAAAGGACCAAGUGAACAAGUCGAUACAGGACACGCCCUCCAAGAGCACGUUCGCGUACUGGAAGCGAAAGAAGCGGCCUGCGCCGUCUGUGCCUGUUCCCGUUCGCAGAGAGAUCAAGCGGAUCCCGCUGAAGGAGAUUCAAGCGGAAAUGGAGGAAAUUGCAGCCAAGCAGGAGGAACUGGAGAGGCAAGGUCGUGAGAUUGAGAUGCAAAUUCGAGACCGCAACGGCAAGUACCUGAGAGAUGGACAUGUUCCCACCACUGCUGCUGCUGCUUCAGAUACCGAGCCAACAGUUGAAGAGGAGGAGAUGAUUAUGCAUCUUUUUGAGCUCGUCAAUGAAAAGAACAACCUGUUCAGGCGGCAGGCAGAACUCAUGUACAUAAAGCGUUCCCAGAGACUUGAAGAAGAACAAGUUGAGCUUGAGUACCAGAUACGCUGCAUAAUGACCAAGCCCUUGAAUCAAAAAUGUGACGAUGACACCAAGCGGGAGGAGGAACUGCUCCAGCGGCUGCUUGAGGUUGUCGAGGCACGCAAUGAGAUUGUUGACAGCCAAGAAAUGGAUCGGCGGAGGGUGAUGCAGGAGGACUGGAGCAUACAGGAACAGAUGGCACAGAAGCAGAGCGAGAUCAAAGAAAAAAUGGUCACACCCGAGCCCACGCCCGAGAAGAAGCACAAGAAAAAGGACAAGCAUAAGAAGUCCAAGUCGGAUAAGAAGCGCGACGAGAUGGGGGACGAGGAGAAGCGAAAGUCACUGAAAAAGAUCUUCAAGGAGAAGCUUGUGCUGUCCAAGUGACAGGGCACUUGGCCUGUGGUGCUGGGCUGAGCACGUAUCGGCAGCAAGCUUGGAACUUGUGGCGAGGACAGCACAUGUGUGCUGGGAUGUGUUUGUUCUUGAAAAGUUGUACAUAUCAUCGUAACAGUGAUGAAUUGUUGGCAGCUGUACGUCGUGAUUGAUCUUCGUUUUUGCAUUGAGCGAGUGUUUGUGGCAGGUGCAUAUGGUGGUCUUGAAAAGAAUGUCUCCCGUGCAGCUCACAGAGUAAUGAUGUCAAUUCACUCUCUCUCUUCCUCUUUACUAAAUAAGGUAGACGCUGAACUCUGCAUGCAAGUUUGCGCCGACAUCUGUUGGUAGGUUGUUGGCCGUGUAAUUGUCAGUUUUAGAGACUGGCCCACAUGUGUUCUUGAGGCAACUUGUGAGAGACUUCCAAAAACACCUAGGUCAGCGUUGUACAGCAAACCUUGUAGCAGCUAUACAAAAGCCACGAUUGCAAACCAUCCUUACUCGACUGUCUAAGCAACUCCUGAAAUCUGUAAUUAUACGGCACUUUUGAUAACGCUUGAUGUUGGUGCAGAGCCAAAAGUUCUCUGUGUGGUUUCAUUUCAUUUCUUUAAUGUAUUUGCCAGAUUCAGCUAGUGAUCAUGACAGCAGUGGGGGAUAUCAUGAGAACAAUAGUGUACAGCCAAUGGAACCACUGAUCUAACAAAAUUAAAAAUAAAAUCGUUCCUAAUUUUAACAUUAUUGAUGACUGUGAUCGUAAGCAAGUAAUUCUGCGCUGGAGUUUCUGUCUAAUAAACUCCUUGUGCAUCACGCGCACGCCAGGGCUUUGCGACAAGCAAAAGACACAUGCCAAGACGAAGCCCGUCUCUGCUAGACACAGCUCAUGAGGCAUCUUAUACAUAUGCCUGUGCUCACAUUAAAAAUUAUGACUAGUGUGCUUGAUUGAUAAAUUGUCAAGUGGGUAUUUUAUGGUCUUUCAUUGAUCAGUGCUUACUGACAAGGUUUUGGCCACCGUAAGUGUUCUAAAAUUGGCUGUGGAACUUUUUUUUUUCUUUUACUGCUAAAAAGUGCUGCUGGACUGCUGCAUUCAGGCAUUGAGUCUCCUUGCAGCAUGCCGCCUAUUGCCAUCAUUGCUGAUAAAAGUAAAGCUUGGCAAGAAGGGGGUCAGCUUCUUCAGAAGAUGGUAUCUGUGCCAUUUAGAUGUGCUCAUCUGUUGGUUUCCAUUUGUUCGUCUCAUGCGAAAGAAGAAAAUACAUAAAUCAAUGGUGUUAAAGGAUUGCUGUGAGCCGCAACGCUUUGUUGUCCUUUGAACACAGCAGCCACCUUUCUCGAUUUUGAGAUAUUCGGAGGCUGCCAAGAAAAACUUGAGGUUUUGAAGCAUAUGUGGCAUCUAUAGAGCUUAUUGUGCCCCAGGAAAAUAUUUUGUCAUAGCCAAUAUUUUUAGAUAUGCAAGUUCGAGUUGAUGGGUGUUAGCUGCAAUGUAGAAAUAUCAUCUACAUCGAAGGUGAAAGUAAACCGCACCUAUGUCCUGACAGUUGCUUCUAGUGCCAAGAACAAUAGCAGAUGUCAGUUGUACGCAUCAGCUCUAGAAAACCUCAUCUUUCUACAUUUACCUUCUGCUACAAUAAGAGCAAACUUAUGUACGCAGAUAUCUCUUUGUCAGCAACCAUAGUUGAUUUCGUACAUAGCAGGCAACACUGCAAAGGCUAGAGAGAUUUUUCUGACUGCAUGCAUUCGCGACCAAAGAAUAGUGCAUCACAUAUGACAGAAAUAUACUAUGCGUAUAUGUAACGUAAUUCAACAUAACUGAUUUGAUGUGAAUAGGACAUUUAUUUAUACAUGUAAGGCGUCGCAGAUAAGGUUUCUGUGGAGAGUGGCCACAGCGCAGUGCUUGCGCUUGUGAUGAACACAUAGUAUAUACAUGUCGCAUACUGGAAGCGCAAAGGAGCACCAAUAAUAGUAGAUCAUUUGACGUCAUGUUAUGUCUACAAGUUUUAGUUAAAGUAGUUACGUAGAUGCCUUGCAGAUCAAAGCAACUGCACUGUGAAACACAUGUAGUCAUAAUUCUGUGGCUGCACUACCUGAAUAGCUUCUGCAGUGUUGCCUGGUAAGUAUGAAGCAAAGUAUGCACAUUCACGAUCGAACAGACAGCUUGACAACUGAUGAUUGAAGAGCGGUCGGAACUAUCCUCUAGGCUCCUUCCAGUAGUCAUCAUGGUUCAUUCUUAGUAGUGAAAGCUGUGUAGGUCCUCUCAAGAUGGAUUUACAAAAGUGGAUGUCUACGUAAAAGUUCCACCUUGCGUAAAGAACUACUAAGCUCUUGUAUUGAAGCUUCCUACAGGAUGAACUUGAAUCCUGCAGAUAGCCAUGCAAAAUACUCCAAAUGUGUGGAAAAAUCGUUGAGCAGAUUGCUGCAGCCCUUGUUUUUGUGGCUGAAUGUGUUGCAUUGCAAAAGCAUAUUCACAGUCUUUGUACAGUGCUCUUUCAUCAGUGUUAAGUUUACUUUCCAACUUUUCUGUUCUCUGAAAAAAUUGCGGGGGAAGGAAGCUACUUUUCCUGAAAAUUUUCUUGUGGAAAAGUUCCACAGCACUGAACACUUCUAACUCAAGUGAUAAAUGAUCACUGUUUCUUGUUUGUCGACCAUUUCUAUUUGUUACUGAUGUUCAUGCCAGCACUUAUGUCAGCAACCUUACUAAACACAAUGGCUUGAGCUUGCACACAUACAUUUUGCUACAAGGUUUUCAUUUCUUUUUUCUGCACACCAUGAGGUUGUGUAGUGUCGUCCAUUGACUUCUUUGGCUUGCAACUUUAUCGCAGCAUUGCUUGCUCAACUGUAAUUACACGUAAUUUAUUAGCACCUUUCAGUUCAGCAACACGUCUUGCCACACAAUAUCUGUAAAAUGCUGUGCCAAUUCUACAUUUGGAAUGAAAGCUAAUUUGCAUUUUAUCCACUUAACGCUGGUGAUAUGACAUGCCUUUGUUCUCACAUUUGAAACCCUUUGGUUAGCCUUUAAUUGUUUAAGCCUAUAUUCCUACAGCACAGCCUCUUGUGGAAUAAAUGCAGCUGUCAUAACCUUUUGAGAAACUUUUGAAGGCUGAUGCCACAAAAGUAUGACAUGAGUGAGAAAGAUAAACGAAUCUGAGUGGCUAAGUGUUUAUUUGUUUGUUACAGCCAUGUGAUUAAAAGAGACUAUGAGGCCAAAGAAAGCAUAGGGAAACUUAACUAUGCUUAAUUAAAAUGUGAAAAUACUAAGAAAAAAGAAAGGAAAUGAAAGUAAACGAAAGGCAAUUUGCCACAAGUGGGAGCCGAUCCUGUAUCUUACACAUGCUGACUGUGGUGCCUUACCACUUAAGUUACUAUGACGGUCACCCUCUUUUUUUUUUUUUUUUUUUUUCUUUGAAAGAAAAAGGGGGGGUAUUUGUGUAUGUGAAAAGAUUGGCCCAGGGGGUGUUAGCCAGUGCUGCUCACAACCAUGGGAGCAGAUGUUCCACAUUUGGGCUACUGUACUGGACAUUGUCAAAUUUGCCAUCUUGUCAGCUCUGAUUGGUCCAAAAUGCCACCAUUACAGAAUUUGAUGAUAUGGCGGAAUUCGACAGUGUCCAAAAUGGCACCGCUGCCGCUGGAAAUUCUGCCGCCAUGGCAUGGACACCUAUGGACAAACUUAGGAACGGACUAUGAAAAGAGCUGCGGAUUGAUUUCACCCCUGGCCCCCAGCACAAAAGUUCUCAAGGGGCUCUAGGCAGAGCACACUGUUCAUUUGUGGGCGAACCACUGCACCUCCACGAUUUCCAAGCAGUGUGUGCCUAAGCUGUCUGACAUGCACUUGAGUGUGUGAAAAGAAACGUUGCCAGCACUGCUCAAGCCAGAUCAAAUGAGCUUUUGCAUUGGUAUAUUUUUUGUGGAACAAUGGAGGCAACUACUGGUGAAUGAGUCACACUGUAGUUGUCGCCAGAGCUAAUGACCAACAAUUGAAGCUCGCUACAACUGGCAUAUUACUAUACUAUCUUCACUUGUCUGGGUAAGAAAUAAGGCAUCAUUAUCUGAAAGAAAUAAAACUUUUUUUUUUGCAUUUCAUGCAUGAACCAUGGCGCCGACACUAAAGUGACAUAGAUUAUUGCCAUUUCUCUCUUUGUGUGUGUGUGCAGUUAAUUCCUGCAAAAUCUUCCAGGUUGAUUUUUCAUUUGAUUAUGAAUGCAGCACAGCCAUUUGCCAUAAGCCUUUGUUUCUGGCAUACUAAGUGAAGGAGAACUAGUGUCACACAGGGAAGCGCACUGCAUGUAACACCAUGUCAGAAGCUUCAACUAUGGCACAUGUGGCUUUUGAGCCUUGUACGAAACAAGUUAAAGGAUACACAUGUUAACUAAUACACAAUGAGAUGGUUUUUUUAUGCGUCUGUUCUAUGUUAUUGCAUACCGUUAAACAUUUUUUUAAUUGUGGCCAGGCUUUGUCCAAUAUUUGUCCUUUACCAUUGGUGCUUUGCCUAACGUGUAUGGCCCACUGUGCAAACAUUAUUUUGCUUUUUUUUUUUUUUUUAGGAGGGUGAAUGAGACAAAGGCAAUUUUUUCUCGAUUUGGUUUCAAGUGGCUUUAACUGUCCAUUGUCUAUGCUUCUUGCAAUACAAUAAAGAACAUUCUGUCGCCAUAUGGUGACUGCUCAAACGUGCUGUCUAAUCAUGCGGUAACAGAACCACAAUCAAAUGUGUGAACAACUGCGACGCCCAGGGACCCAUCGCAGGCCUGCAACACAACACCUUGAACUUGGCUGUUCUUUCAAAGCUGUGUACUUGCAAGUGGCUGCUGCAGAUCUUGUAGAUCCACUCGUCGAGAUCGAAGGGUGUGCUCUUUACAAUAAAAUAAAGAAUGUUCCGUCGCCAUUUGGUGACUGCUCAAA
Dermacentor silvarum is the source of this 8128-nucleotide messenger RNA. RefSeq names its product MICAL-like protein 1. Gene Ontology annotation, molecular function: protein binding. Lineage: Eukaryota; Metazoa; Arthropoda; Arachnida; Ixodida; Ixodidae. Bases 524 to 3256 code for a protein of 910 amino acids. The transcript has 11 exons. The record is from RefSeq and is a predicted model, not a curated record.